GAAUGCGCAUGCCUGAUGAGUAAUAUUCAUGUGGAAGUCUGGGUACGAUCAAAGCCCUUGAUAAAUAGUAUACGGGUGUUCGUUGGUCUUUUCUUUCUUGUGUUCAAGAUGUCUUCCGGACGUGGUCAUGGCGUAACUGUAAAAGAUGUGAAUCCACAUGAUUUUGUAAAGGCAUUCGCAGCCCAUCUAAAGAGGCAAGGGAAGCUUAAGAUUCCAGAUUGGGUUGAUCUUGUAAAAACAGCAAAAAGGAAAGAGCUUGCUCCAUAUGAUCCAGAUUGGUUCUAUACUAGGGCAGCUUCUAUUCUUCGACAUGUGUACCUUAGAGGUGGUGUUGGAGUUGGUGCAAUGACCAAAAUUUAUGGAGGAAGAAAGCGACGAGGUUCAAAACCUUGUCAUUUUGAAAAAGCUUCUUCAUCUGUUGCCCGCAAAGUUUUGCAGUCUUUGGAACAACUUAAUUUAGUUGAACAACAUCCAAAUGGGGGACGAAAAAUAACUUCUCUUGGACGCAAAGAUCUUGAUCUUAUUGCUGGACAAAUUGUUCAUGCUGCUGAAAAUAAGUCAUAAUUUUGGUUGAAGAAACAUGAAAAUAAAUAGUUUUUGCUCUUGAAA
Xenia sp. Carnegie-2017 is the source of this 609-nucleotide messenger RNA. RefSeq names its product 40S ribosomal protein S19-like. The record is from RefSeq and is a predicted model, not a curated record. Gene Ontology annotation, molecular function: structural constituent of ribosome; RNA binding. Bases 16 to 564 code for a protein of 182 amino acids. NCBI's taxonomy places the organism in Eukaryota, Metazoa, Cnidaria, Anthozoa, Malacalcyonacea, Xeniidae. The transcript is spliced from 7 exons. Gene Ontology annotation, biological process: ribosomal small subunit assembly; translation. Gene Ontology annotation, cellular component: cytosolic small ribosomal subunit; ribosome.